AUGUCGGGCAACGGCAGCCCUUCAGGAGUGCGUGACAUUGCACGGAAGCAGCUGGAGCCCGGAUUCGCCGCAGCGCAUCCCUUAUCGUUUAAAGCUUAUUGUAAAGAGCUCGAGAAGCAUAUUUCACUCUAUCCUCAUGAUAUCAACUUUCGCGUAACACUGAAGCCAGGCCGCGACUUGGGCGCCACUACGUGCUUGGAAGCGGGCUGUGGAAAUGCCCAGACACCCCUUAUAGAGAAUAUCAGCUCCCCGAAGCGUGGCAGAGAGCUCGGUGUUGGAUCACUGUCAGCCUACAGGGCGCAUAUAGCGUCAAGCGUUGCACACCGAGAUGCAAGGGAUGCACGUGUGCGGUCCGGACACGUUGGUACGAAACUUGAAGUUGACAACGUUGACAGCCACAGCACUCCGAACAGUGCACCGCAUAUGCCGGAUUCUCGGCGCCCCGCGCUGCUUGACGGGCUCGACGGCAGGACUCCAGGCACUUUAAGCUCUGCGCCACACGCAGGCACUGGCACCGCUCGGGCACGCCAGCUACUCGCUCGAUCGUCCAGCGUGUCGCAUUCAUCUCCGGUCAAAUCAGAACCUAUGGAUACCGUCAUUCCUAGGAAGAGGUCGUCCGAUGUUCCAUCUCGGGACAUCAAGAAGGAAGGACCCUUGACGGAAACGCUCCCCACGUUGUCUACACCCGCUGCAAAGAGGCUCAAGAGUGAGACAUAUAGCAGCCCAAAAACGCCGCUUGGGCUGGCGAACCGCGCGCCCUCCUUCUCAGACUUAAUCACGGGCCACUCCUUCGAGGCCGCCAUGAAUGACGACGACAUCGCAGAAGUCCGGAGAAAAAUUGGCGAAAUUCAAUCGCAGAUGUCUUCCGCUCAAGCGAUGCAUGACAAGGCUCAGCGUAAACCCAACAAGUCUAAGGCAGACACGGCUCGUAUCGACAGAUUGAAAAAGCACGUCGAUGAGCUAACCUCGCAGAAAGCGCGCUACGCGGCAAUGAUCCCGACUGUGAGCCCCAGUCCUCGUAAACCUACUAUCCCACGGUAUCACACACAAAGCGCACCAUCUGGAUCAGAUGUGCAACUUCCCCCAGCAUUCUACAACCCUACGUUUUACAAUCCCGGCUCACAGAACGGCGCGUUGCAGAAUCAAGCAUUCCAUAAUCUUGCGUUCGAUCAGCAGAACCUAUUUGUCUCCAGUGCUCUCUGGGAUUCGCAUCCCGCAAUUGCCUCUGGUUCCAACGUCAAGGUCGAAGUGCAAACUCAUGCGGUGAAGCCGGAGCUGAACGACCCAGACCUUGCUUUCGACUUCCAAAAGAUCAACGCUGGCAUACCCGGGAUGCGAGCACCUGUUAGCGACGACGAAAGAUUUGAUGAUGACGGAGACUUCUAUGGCCGCGGCAAGGACAUGUUCGCGGGCCCUAUCGCUAAAGCAGACGACAUCGAGAAGUUCUUGGUCUCAGCUGGAAAUGCUGAGCAGUUUGAUAGCAACGCGAGCGUUGAGAAGGCACUCGUGAAGCUCGGUCUGCCUGCGCUGUACCACCCCUUGCCUGGUAUGGAAGUCGCACUGAUGCCCCACCAAGCCAUCGGUGUCGCCUGGAUGCUGGAGAAGGAAAAGAGCCACGCGAAAGGCGGGUGCAUGGCAGAUGAGAUGGGGCUCGGAAAGACUGUUCAAAUGAUUGCUGUCGUUGCCCGUAAUCGCUCGCAAGACCCACUGAAGAAGACUACCCUCAUUAUCGCUCCAUUGGCACUCCUUGACCAGUGGCAGCUCGAGAUUGAUAUGAAGACGAACGUCGGAUUCCAGUGCCUUAUCUACCAUGGUAAUAACAAGCCUCGCAAUCCCCAGGAGCUGAGGAAGUAUGACGUAGUUUUGACAACAUUCCAGACUCUUGCGCACGAAUGGCCCGAUGACGAAGCUGAAGAGAAGGAGAAAGCUAAGAAGAAGCGGAAGAAAGUAAAGAUGGACGGCUUCAUUGUCGACGAUUCUGAGGACGAGAAGCCACUCAAGAGGAAGGGCCGCAAGACCGACGGUCCGCUCAUGCUUGUAGAGUGGUAUCGAGUUGUCCUUGACGAAGCUCAAAAUGUCAGGAACAGGCGAACUAGAGUCUCUCGUGCUGUCAGCAAGCUCCAGGCUACGUAUCGCUGGUGCCUAACUGGCACGCCCAUUAUCAACGGCCUGGCUGACGCAUACGGCCUUCUCCGCUUCUUGCAAUACCGCCCAUGGUACGACUGGUCUGAGUUCAACUCGCAUAUCUCUAGGCUUGAAAAGAAACGCCCUGAGCUGGCGACACAGAGGCUGCAAGCUAUUUUUGCUGCUAUGCUCUUGCGGCGCAAGAAGGAUUCUUUGCUUGACGGCAAGCGUCUCAUUGAGCUGCCCACCAAGGAGGUUGUCCUACAGAUGCUUGAGUUCACUAAAGAAGAACGCGAGAUUUAUCAGAUGGCACGUAGAGCAAUCUUCAAUAAGUUCCUCAGGGCUGGUACUGUCUUGAAGAACUAUCAUCAAGUGCUUGUCUUGCUCCUCCGCCUUCGACAGAUCUGCUCUCACCCGUCGCUCAUCCAAGAGGAAGGUGUCGCGUUUGUCGCCAAUGACGAUGAGGAGACCGGUGCAAAGUACACGGAACUUGUUCGCGCUGAGCGUAUCAUGGGCGCUGAGUUCGUUAGUCGCAUGCAAGCGAAGUUCAAACAAGCUAUGCUUGACCGCAUGGCGGCAGAGAAGGCAUCGGCAGAUGCAACCCUGGAGGGCGAUGACUUUGAGUGCCCAGUAUGUUUCGACGGUUACACGGACCCCAUCAUCACAGCCUGUGGCCAUUCUUUCUGUCGCGAUUGCAUUACGAACGUGCUGAACGGCGCGCAACGCGAAGACGCUGCAGAACCAACGCGCUACAAAAUGGAUGAACGACCCUGUCCCACCUGCCGCAGUCCUAUCUCCGCUGACAAGAUCUUCGCUCGCACUGCGUUCGAACCCUCGGAUGAACAGCUUUCCGCAGAGAAGGAGGAGCCUGUGGAGACUCAAAUCGCCGGAGACACCAUCAUGGUCGAUGUGAAGGCCGAGGGAGGUGUCAAAUCCGCAAAGGCUGGGCGUGUUGUGCGCAAGCGCAGAGCGCAUUCCAGGCGCGUUCUAGACUCUGAUGAAGACGUCGAUGACGACGAGAUGAGCGACUUCAUUGUGGAAAGCGACGAGGAUGAGGAGAAGGACGCGCGGCGGGAACUGAAGAAACGCCUCAAGGGCAAGCGGCGAGCGAUUGUGCUCUCGGACGAUGAGGACGAGGAUGUUAUCUUUGGUACGAAGCAGGGCAAACCGGAGGCUGUCGCUGGUGAACAGCCUAUCAGGCUUAUGGCGAAAUUUUUGCCCUCGACAAAGAUGAAGCACAUGAUGGAGUUGCUCAAGCAGUGCGCUCAGGAUCAUCCGGAUGAGAAGACCCUCAUUGUCUCGCAGUGGACCCAGUGCCUGCAACUCGUCUCCAAUUACCUGACGGAGAACGAGAUUGCUCAUGUCAAAUAUCAAGGCAACAUGAAUCGCGCCAUGCGAGACAGGGCUGUUCGGGCAUUCAUGUCCAAGGACAAGGCGACCGUCAUGCUUAUGAGUCUCAAGUGUGGGGGUGUCGGACUGAAUCUCACCCGCGCAAACUGGGUCAUCAAUUUGGACCUUGGCUGGAGUUUGGCAAUCGAGCAGCAGGCCUACGACCGAGUCCACCGUCUUGGCCAGACACGCCCCGUCUACGUGCACCGUCUUGUGACCUCGAACACCGUUGAGGACCGGAUUCUCGCCCUUCAGGAGCGUAAGAAGGAUCUUGCUGAUGGCAGUCUCGGCGAAGGUACUGGCAAGAAGCUUGGCAGACUCAGCGUGAAGGAGCUCGCAAACUUAUUCGGUUUGGACCACCGUGGACAUCUGCUCUGACGGACCUCCUCCUUAUACCCUUACCUUACCGCGUAACCCGCCUUCGCUAGUCGUAGAAUUAUUCAGUAAAGCAGUAUAUUCAUCGGUAACGUAUUUACUCAUUUCCGUCGUCUAUUCCUGUUAUUUUAUGCGGCACUCAGCGUAUUGUAGUUGUCGCUUUCCCCAUUGUGUUCAAAUCGUACUUUGAGCUUUUGUUCUAUGUAACUCGAAGAAUGAUAUUGGACCCUUUGAACGUUACAAAUCUGUCUCUUUUAUGUCUGGCGUCCAGCUUUGUACCCGCGUGCCCUUCCACCACAGCCCUAAACGCCCCUCGCUAGACGAAUGCGCCUGAUGUUCCCACCGUGCCUCGAAUUGCCCACGUAACACGCCGUUCCUGGAAGCAAGUGCGGGAUUGAAGGCGAUGAAGCCCAUUGACCCCUCUAACGUCUCUUCAGAUGUGGAGUCCGCUGUUUCUACCUCUUUCGGGUCAUGUUCUGGGAGGUGCAUUAGGACAAGCGGUAGGGGCGAAGAGUGGGCGUGGAGAGCCGCCGAUUUUGAGAAUGGGGACGAGGAUACCACGAGCCCUACCGCCGGAUAGGCAUUGCCAGGUCCUUGAGGAAUGUUUUCUGCAGAAGCAGAGGGAAACAGCGACGUAUAACGAAGGAGAACGCCCUCCAUCUCGCGGAUGUACUUGGGACUCAGCUUCUUCGCCUCUGCUUUGCACUGAGCGAGGACACGAAGGCGUCGGUGUCCGGGUAUGCCGCUUUGCCUAUGCAGGGAAGUAUCGUCUGUUGGGAGCCACCACCAGCCCUGUAGGUCGAUGCCGCCGUCAGCCUUGCCACCGACGCGGCGGAGGGACAUGGACAGACAGUCCUGUAGGAGUCGCAUGGAGCGUUCCUCGAACGCUAUGCCUCGGUGCACCGCGGAGAGUGCCAUCUUGCGCGAAAAUAUGAGCGUAGACCCAUGCAGUACCAUACACCUAAGGUGCAGAGCCCGGCUGGCAGAGGAGUUGGUGGGCAAGAGUCAGACGGAGGAGCAAGUUGAAGUCGGAAGGCGCCUUAUUAGGCGCCUAAUGAUCCGCCAUCUUUGUGGCGA
Messenger RNA from Phanerochaete carnosa HHB-10118-sp, 4965 nucleotides. RefSeq lists its product as uncharacterized. Gene Ontology annotation, cellular component: cytoplasm. Gene Ontology annotation, molecular function: ATP-dependent chromatin remodeler activity; ATP binding. Lineage: Eukaryota; Fungi; Basidiomycota; Agaricomycetes; Polyporales; Phanerochaetaceae. The record is from RefSeq and is a predicted model, not a curated record. The transcript is spliced from 24 exons. Bases 1 to 3891 code for a protein of 1296 amino acids.